This is a messenger RNA of Salvelinus sp. IW2-2015, 1355 nucleotides long. RefSeq names its product testis-expressed protein 264 homolog. Gene Ontology annotation, biological process: protein-DNA covalent cross-linking repair; reticulophagy. Gene Ontology annotation, cellular component: nucleus; endoplasmic reticulum membrane; autophagosome membrane. The record is from RefSeq and is a predicted model, not a curated record. Lineage: Eukaryota; Metazoa; Chordata; Actinopteri; Salmoniformes; Salmonidae.
UGUUUUCAACUGGUCCUUGUUUAGGGAAAUGAAUCUGUAUUCGAACGGUUCCGUUGUUCAUGCCGUUAUGUGAGAGUUGUUAUCGAGUUAACGGACGUUUUAAAUGUGAAAGUAGUUGUGGCUUUAGUUGGCUUUUAAGCCAGCUAGUUAGCUACCAACAUAAAUCAAUUCCCGAGUGUGUUUUAGCAAAUCGCAAAGGCAGAAAAGGUUUCAACAACCAAAGCUACGUUCUAGGACCCUACAUCAUGUCAGAAUGGUUAAUGUUGUGUUUGAUUUUCGUCUUGUUGAGUCUUGUGACAAUAGUAGGGUACGUUCUGUACUCGGGGCUGUUGUCAGAAAUACACAUCCGGACUGGUUCUCCUCCAAUCAAGAACAUCACAAUCGCCUACAAGUUCAAACAGGGACCAUAUAAAGAGUGUGGACAACUUUUUACUGAGAGUUGCAGCAUUGGACGCAAUCUGUCUAGUAUUGGAGUGUUCUACGAUGAUCCUAAAAAGGUGAUAGGAGAGAAGUGUCGCUGUGCUGUGGGUAGUGUCCUGAGUGAGGGCGAUACUAGGCCCAGUGAGGAGCUCCAACAGCUCUAUGAGAAGUUUGGUUUCCGGGUCUUCAGCUUCCCAGAGGUCACUCACGUGGUCAGCGCCUCCUUUCCCCACAGGACGCCCCUGUCAAUCUUCUUUGGGGUGCAGAGAGUCUACCCCCAGCUGGAGAGCUACAUCAAGGAGAGGAAGUUGUGUGCACACCCAUGCCUGGAGAUCUACAGAGAUGACUUGAUCCACUACAUGAGUCCUCUGGCUCGCCAGGGAGAUUUCUACGUACCGGAGGUCCGUCAGGACCCGGACAGGAGGCUGCUGGGAGACAAUGACUCUGAGGAGGACAGAGGGACCGACAUCACAGGUGCGGACUCCAAUAGUGAGUGCAGUUCAGGGAGUGGUAUUUUCCUGUCAGACAGCAGAGAGACCUCCCUAGCCCCAUCCAGCGUCCCCUCCCUGAUCCGACACUACAGAGGAGGAGGAGGUGAAGACCGCAGUGACAGGAGCUCCAGCUCCUCCUCCUUUGAGGAGUUGGACAUGGAACUCCCAGACGGACAGGAGGAGGAAGCAGGGACAGAGCAAGUUAGCGACGCCCCCUGCAACAAGCACCUAGAGACGACCACAGAGGAGAGAGGGGUUGUAGCCGGGGGGGAGGAGUGAGGGAGAAUGGAGGGGGGAGAAGAAGAAGUGGAGGUUGGGGGAGGAGGAGAGAAUUCUAAAUGUGCAGUUUUCUAUGGCUCUUUUUCAAUUAGUCUUUCCUUGAAUCCUCCCAUUUUGCACUGUCUCCUCCAAUAUGGUUGAGGUGAGGAAAUAGGAUGCAGGGAA